Messenger RNA from Durio zibethinus, 1631 nucleotides. RefSeq lists its product as uncharacterized. The record is from RefSeq and is a predicted model, not a curated record. NCBI's taxonomy places the organism in Eukaryota, Viridiplantae, Streptophyta, Magnoliopsida, Malvales, Malvaceae. Gene Ontology annotation, cellular component: chloroplast.
CAGCAACUCUCAUUCUCUUACACAAAUCUCUCAUCAAAAAAAAAAAAAAACUUGAUCGGCCCAAAGCCAUGGUGGGAGUCCAUAACAUCCCUAAAGUCCCGCUUUUCUCGCCACUUUACCUGCGUAGACAAUCAAAGCCCUUCAUUUCCAUUAAAGCCUCUUCAGAGUCCUCAAAUUCCCAAGUCAGUUCUGCUUCGUCAAGUACCAAGGAAGAGCAAAAACCAAGCUUUGCUUCUUCUUCAACAACAACAUUUGCUCCUCCUCCAAACUUCAAGCCACCAGAGCCAAAGCGGUUUGCAGUUAGACCAGAUAAGACUCUGGAUAUCGUUGGGGCAUCUCUUGCCUUGUUCUUUCGGUGGGGAACUGGUAUUUUUGUUUCUGGCUAUUCGGCAUCUCUUGUUUCUGAGAAUGAGAUUCCACCUGGCCAAUAUUGUUUAGAACUGGGAGGCUCUAAGGUGAAAGAGACAUCAAAGAUAGGCCCUCGUCCAGAGAAGCCUAUUGAGAUAUAUGAUUUUGAAGGUUGUCCAUUUUGUCGAAAGGUGAGGGAAAUUGUUGCAGUUUUGGAUAUUGAUGUUCUGUUUUAUCCUUGCCCCAAAAAUGGUCCAAAUUUUCGUCCCAAGGUUGCUCAGAUGGGUGGAAAGGAGCAGUUCCCAUACAUGGUGGAUCCAAAUACAGGAGUUGCUAUGUAUGAAUCAGAUGAAAUAAUAAAGUAUCUGGUUCGAAAAUAUGGUGAUGGAAGUGUUCCUUUCAUGCUAUCACUUGGUCAACUGACGACUUUGACUGCAGGCCUUGCCAUGACAGGUCGGAUGGGAAAGGGAAACUCCUACAGUCCAUCAAAAUUGCCUCCCAAGCCACUUGAGAUUUGGUCAUAUGAGGGUUCUCCAUUCUGUAACAUUGUGCGAGAAGUGCUGGUGGAAUUAGAGUUACCACACAUUCAACGCAGUUGUGCUCGAGGCAGCACGAAACGGCAGAUCCUCUAUGAGAAAGCUGGACAUUUUCAGGUACCUUAUUUAGAAGAUCCAAAUACUGGAGUGCAAAUGUUUGAAAGUGCAGAAAUAGUGGAGUACUUAAGAGCUACCUAUGCUCAAUAAUAAUCAAAGCUUUCCCUAUGGAGGUUUUCCUUCUGAUAUUGUGUGAUACAUAAUUUUACCUUUUUCCUCGUAAUACUACCACUUUGUUUGUAAUGAAACACACCAGGUGAGCUGAGUUAGGUAUAUAACAUCAUUUGGUCUUUAGUUCAAGUAAGGGUGGGUUGGGAUCAGCCAUGAUCUUAGGUUCAAGCUCUGUUACUCCCUCCGUAUCCAAAAAAAAAAAAAGAAAAGAGUUAGCUAUGUACCUAUUUUUUAUUAUCAUUUUUGUUCUUUCUAAUGAAAAUUGCUUCAAUAUGGCACUGAAUUUGUUUGACAAAUGGGCUGCAUAACAUGAUGCAGUAGUGAUGUGUUUGUGUGCAAGGAAUGUAGCCAAAACUAAAAUUAAAAAAUACUGUUUAAUUGCUCCAAUAGUCUAAUAAAAAUAAUUCUACUAAAAUCAUAAGAAAGAUAUGUCUCAAUAUUGUAUAAAAAAUAGAACUGAUAAAGAACACUUUUUUGAAGAAUACAAUAAUAGUUAUAGAACAAUAACUAUUGUUAUUU